Asterias rubens (European starfish) is the source of this 5934-nucleotide messenger RNA. RefSeq lists its product as uncharacterized. Gene Ontology annotation, biological process: establishment or maintenance of epithelial cell apical/basal polarity; Notch signaling pathway; heterophilic cell-cell adhesion. The coding region runs from base 19 to 5148 and encodes 1709 amino acids. Gene Ontology annotation, cellular component: protein-containing complex; plasma membrane. The transcript is spliced from 30 exons. The record is from RefSeq and is a predicted model, not a curated record. Gene Ontology annotation, molecular function: calcium ion binding; Notch binding. Lineage: Eukaryota; Metazoa; Echinodermata; Asteroidea; Forcipulatida; Asteriidae.
CAUGAUUCUACCCAACCCAUGCCAACAACAAACCCAUACAUACUUCAAGUGGUUGGAGGGACUCAGAUCGGGCCUGGAGGUACCGUAACAGUAACCUUGAGGGCGUCUGGAUCCCAAGUUUUCAAAGGUUUUCUUCUUCAAGCCCGUCGUGUUGGACAGACUGCACCGUACGGAACGUGGGUUGGCCUACCGGCAAACACAAGAGUCACGACUUGUCAGGUUGCUGGAGAUACAGCAACUCAUUUAAACACACGGUCUAAGACAUCGCUAACAUUUACAUGGCAGGCCCCUAACACCAAUACAGGAACAGUGGAAUUUUACGCGACGGUAGUCCAGUCUUAUACAAUUUUCUGGGCCCCACUUAGAUCGGCACAAAUAACAGUAUCGGGUUCUUCAUCUGGUGGUAAUGCUUGCUCAUCAAACCCUUGUCAGAAUAAUGGAGUUUGCAACCCGCUUGGAACAAGCGGGUUUCAAUGUUCCUGUCAACAAGGAUUCACUGGAAGUGUAUGCACAACACCAACGACAGGUAGCGCAGUGUGUUCUCCCAAUCCAUGUCAGAAUGGUGGCUCUUGUGUGGUUACCGGUGCAAGCUCAUACAGAUGUAACUGUUUAACUGGUUCAUCGGGGAGUGUAUGCCAGAUUAUAGCACAAGGAAAUGCAUGUUCAUCUAAUCCAUGUCUGAACAGUGGGCGUUGUUCUGUGGUUGACUCGACAUACGUGUGUUCAUGUCAAUCAGGUUAUACAGGUCUGCAAUGUCAAACUUCACCAGUUCCAAGCCCAGUGUGUUCUCCCAAUCCAUGUCAAAAUGGUGGCUCUUGUGUGGUUACUGGUGUAAGCUCAUACAGAUGCAACUGUUUAACUGGUACAUCGGGGAGUGUAUGCCAGACUAUAGCACAAGGCAAUGCAUGUUCCUCCAGUCCUUGCUUUAAUGGCGGGCAAUGUUCAGUGACUGGAGGGGGAUCAUCCUAUGUUUGUGCCUGCCAGGCAGGGUACACUGGUCUACAAUGUCAAACACGAAGUAGUCCAUGUUCCUGUAAUCCUUGUGGUAAUGGUGGCCUGUGUGCACCAAGUGGAACAUCGUUUCUCUGUACAUGCAUGCCAGGGUUCACCGGCGUACAAUGUCAAACAUCAAAUCCAGACCCAGUGUGUUCUCCCAAUCCCUGUCAGAAUGGUGGCUCUUGUGUGGUUACCGGUGCAAGCUCAUACAGAUGUAACUGUUUAACUGGUACAUCGGGAACCGUAUGUCAGACAAUAGCACAAGGUUCAGUGUGUUCUCCCAAUCCAUGUCAGAAUGGUGGCUCUUGUGUGGUUACCGGUGUAACCUCAUACAGAUGUAACUGUUUAACUGGUACCUCAGGAAGCGUAUGCCAGACUAUAACACAAGGUUCAGUGUGUUCUCCCAAUCCCUGUCAGAAUGGUGGCUCUUGUGUGGUUACCGGUGCAAGCUCACACAGAUGUAACUGUUUAACUGGUACCUCAGGGAGCUUAUGCCAGACUAUAACACCAGGUUCAUCAACUCCUUGCUCCCAAAACCUAUGCCUGUAUGGAUCUACAUGCCAACUUCUAAGUAGCAAUUCUUUCCAAUGUGUGUGUGUAUACGGAACCAGUGGAACAUUCUGUGGAAAUCUUGACAAUGCAUGUGGAUCCAGCCCCUGUCUGAAUGGAGGCCAGUGUACUGUAGUGGGAACAUCUUAUCAAUGUGGAUGCCAAACAGGGUUCUUAGGACAACAAUGUCAAAUCAGAGAGACUUCAUGCAGCAGUAAUCCAUGUCAGAAUGGUGGCCAAUGCUCAGUGUCUGCAGGAUCAGCAUUUACUUGUACAUGUCCAAUUGAGUACAGAGGCUCAGUUUGCCAAAAUACGGCUUGUUUCUCCAACCCAUGUCAGAACGGUGGACAGUGUUCAUCACUCAGUGGGGGGUAUUCCUAUCAGUGUGUUUGUCUCUCUGGAUACACGGGUACAAGAUGUGAAGUAAGGAAUCCAUGUUCCCCAAAUCCCUGUAUUAAUGGAGGAUCUUGUACAAGUCCAAAUGUCAAUACCUUCCAAUGUGAAUGUACUACUGGAUGGACUGGUACUGAUUGCUCUACUCGAUCCGAUGCUGUUUGUGCACAAUCCAACCUAUGUCUGAAUGGUGGUACAUGCCAGCCCAAUAAUGGAGGGAGUUUUAUCUGCCAGUGUGCUCAAGGAUUCGAUGGCAUCAAUUGCGAAAGACAAAUUUCCCGAUGUUUGCCGAAUCCCUGUGUAAAUGGAGGAACAUGUCGGAUAUCUGGAUCAGCGUUUACUUGUAGCUGCCCAACUGGCUAUGUUGGCAUCACAUGCCUCUUUCCAGAUUUAUGCACCCCUAACCCCUGCAAUAGAGGAGCAUGUAGUCAAAGUCUUGGCCAAUCAGCAUACACCUGUACAUGUAAUGCUGGAUACAAAGGAGAGCUGUGUAAUGUACAAGCACUGUGCAACCCCAAUCCGUGUGUGAAUGGUCAAUGCACACAGAAUGAUCUAACGCUUUCGUUCUCCUGUCAGUGUAAUCUUGGAUUUCUUGGGACUACCUGUGCUCAAGAACGUAUUGGGCCUUGCGUUGCAGUACCGUGUCUCAAUGGUGCCAUGUGUCUGGAGAAUCCAGAUAAAAUCAACUUUGAGUGUGCAUGUGCUAUCGGAUACGGAGGAACGUUGUGUGAGGAAGCUAUACUUCCAGUCUUCCAGAACUGCCCAAUGUUUGAAAUUGUCAUCGUCAAACUUGACGAAGCAGAGAAUUACUCCACAGUAGACAUGGGUAUCACAGCGAUUGUACCCGAUAGUCCACCCCCAACGCUGGAGGUCAUCACUGGACCGAGCAUUCCUGGACGGGUCACAUACAGUGAAGAGUUUAGAACUGGAGUAGAGGUGGUGAUAAAAGCAACGAGCCAAGUUGGAAUGACCGCAGAAUGUCAUUUCAUUCUCAUCUUAUUUGAUGAUCAAAUGCCAUCGGUGCAAUGUCCAAAUGAUGUCAUUAAAGUAACCUAUGCAGCAUCAGACAUAGUUGAGUGGGAACCAGCCACUGCCACAGAUAACCUAGCCCAACCAUCGGAAAUAACCCUGAGCUACAGUAUGAACAGCGGCACAAUCUUCUACUCCAAUGUAGAUCCAUUACCAAGGACUGUGACAGUGACGGCUACAGACACUUUUGGGAAUAAAGGAAUAUGCAAGUUCAAUGUCACAUUGAUAAGACCACCAAAUUCCCCAUCCCCAAUCUUCCGUAACUGUGAAGAUGGAGAGACCUUCACAUACCAUCUAAGAAGCAACACCAACGUAGCGUACGUCAGCAUGGAGGCUAUUGAGGCAGUGGACUUCUUGGGGAACCCUGCUUUCAUCCGUCAGGUAGAGGGCCCACGGAUCGAUCUACCUGGUGACUUAACUUAUAACAGCAUCUAUAGAGAGGGACAGAAGUUUGUCUAUCAAGCAAUAGACCCCGGGACCAACCAAACUAGGAUUUGUACGUUUUAUAUCAAGCUACUAGACAGCGAACCCCCCAAGCUAGACUGCCCUGCAAAUAUUGCCGACAGGACAACCGCUAGCACCAAGGCGAUUUUCUGGAAUCAAGCAGAAGUGACUGACAAUCUAGGAUUGCCCGAAGGUGCAACCAUCUCGUAUGCUCCUAAAAAUGGCACAGCCUUUGAAGCUAAUGAGAAUGGUUGGUCUUAUGUUGUAACAGCAUCGACAACAGACACAUUCAGUAAUGUCGGGGAGUGCGAGUUUUCUGUAACAUUGUACAAGUUUGACAUUGUUUGCGAGACAUUUCCCGGCUUAGCCAAUGGAUCAAGUGACUGCUCCGUGGCCUUAGAUGGUAGGAUGGAAUGCCGUGUGUCAUGUGACGAUGGAUUCUUCUACGCACCAGCGGACAAUCGCUUCAAAUGUCUGAUCACUUCAACUAAAGCUAUCUGGAAUCCGUCACCAAACAUCUUUAAUUUAUGCUCUCGUCCAACAGCUGGAAGCAGCAUCAGUAAGACAGUUACAGCAGUGUACCCUUUCGACUCAAGCACUUGCGACGCAACCAACAAAGUCUUUGUUUCAAACAUAGAAACCAGUAUCCAAACAAGUCUUAGAGAAUAUCAGAUGUGCGAGCGAGGUUACGCAAGAGCCUGUACCCCUGGAAGUGUGACGUCUCGUUGUGGUGUGGUGUCGUCUACGAGCCGGAAACGACGACGUCGUGCCUUCACUGAUUUGACUGUAGAUAUUGAGAUCGAGGCUCCGGCUGCUUUUACCGGUGGAUCGUCUCUGAGUGAAGUCAAGAAAGACGUCGAUGAUCUUGCACGGGAUAUCAUGAGGCUGAUUGAUGACAAGAUUCUGACGUUGAUGAUCAACUCUGACAUUGUGGCGAGGAUUUCAUCUCAAGUUUCAUUGGAAUACAAGUGGACGUGCCCUGAUGGAUACAGCAGUGUAACAGGAGGAUGUGUUGCAUGUCCAGCUGGCACCUUCUUUAACUAUACAUCGAGAGAGUGUCUAUUCUGUAGAAGAGGCUACUACCAAGAUCAACCUAAGAAAGGAGGUUGUAUCCCCUGUCCAAGUGGUCACAACACAGAUCAGAUGGGAAGUCAACAAGAAAGUGAUUGUGUUUCAAACACUGCACAGUUGGUACAAGAGUGGACGCCAUUGCUGAUCGCUGUGGUCGUCAUAGCUAUUUUAUUAUUCGUCAUUCUUAUCAUUGGCAUCAUGUGCAUCUGUACCUGUAUCCCAUCAUCAAAGAAAAAACAUUACAGAGAAAAAGAUCUGGAUGGUUCCCUCUCAAAUCUCAAAUACUUGAAUAAAGCUUACGAGGAAGAUUAUGAGAAGAGUCGUUCAAGAGGUCUCCAUAGAUUAACGACGAAGCGUCAAACCUCACCCAGUAGGUCAUCUACAGCGACCGGCUACAUUACAAUGUCCACAUCCAGGGGAUCCCAUCAUCAAGGUGAUAUGAUAUCAAUAGACUCAGAUGAAUAUCGGCAGGAUGUCCAUGACGGACAGACAACACAUUAUAAUCAUGGUAAUAACCGCAAGAGGGAUUCUGGGGAAUCUUUUGGGCAUGUGUCAUUGGCAACGUUGGCAAGUAAUAACAGGGGUGCUUUUAGACCGCCUUCUCCGCAGCAAAGCUCUGUUUCUGAUUCACAGAUGAGAAGAGAACUUCCUGAUACUGGGCUGUAAACUUAGAACUUUGUCAUGCAGUGGCCAUUUUGACAGAUACCCUGUCUCAGCCACUACAAUUAUGCCUAAUGCAUAACAAAGAGACCAGACUGCUUACUCUUUGAAUCUGGUUUUAAUUGUAUGUAUGUUAGUUGUUGAAGAAGAGAAAGAAAGAUAGAGGUGCUGAGUUAAAUGUGUAUUUCAAAUUCAUAAUAUUUUGUGGUUCAUAGUGUUUAAUACGUAACUCAACACCACAUCAUUUGACAUCUUAAAGUCACAUGAAACGAUUCACCAAAUUUAAACUGUUAUCAACUUGUGUUUUAAUUGCUAUCUUAACAGUCAUCAAAUGUGUGACUUUUCCCUUGGAAUGAGUGUCUAACACAGACAUUGUUCAAGUAUUAAAAUUGAAGUGUAUUUUGGUGCAAUGGUGGGACAAGCAUUAAUAAAAUUGUUUUCUUUUGAUUUUGCAGAAAUUAUCUAAAUUGUGUCCCAUCAGUUGAAGAGUGUACUUUGAUUUGUCCCACAUGGAACUAGAAUGUACUCGGCUCUACCAAGCAGCACAUAUCAGGAUAGAUCCAGUGUUUCGUUUUGGCAGUCAAACCUUAAGGAUUUAUGGCAAAAUUAAAUUGACUUUUUUAAAGUAAUUAUCCUUGUGGGUGUUUUCUGGCUACUCCUUGUUGUUAUCUUUGCCCGCCACUAGAGGGCCCCCAGACCUAGCCUUGGACUAGAAGGACACUUGGCUUAAAGCCAUUGGACACUUUUGGAACAGAAUUUUUUUUUUUAAGUUCACAGAUUUACAAAUAACUU